UACAAAUGGAGCUCAACUACAGUGCAAAUUCAGCUGUCAGUAUUUUUCAGGAUUUCUAUAUCUACACGAAUGCAAAGUUUAACUGAACAGUAUUUUUAGCUCUGUGAAUGAUAAAUACAGGUCAAAUACUAAAACGCACUAAGACAAAGGAACACACACACACACACACAAGGGUUGUUUGGUGUCGGUUAGCUUAGCUAUCAUGGCAAGUGCCGCGAAUCCAAACAUGAACGCUGUCCGGGAAACGAUGGAUGUUCUGCUGGAGAUUUCAAGACUUCUGAACACUGGUCUGGACAUGGAAUCGUUAUCCAUAUGUGUCCGUCUAUGUGAGCAGGGCAUAAAUCCUGAAGCUCUUUCAUCAGUCAUAAAGGAGCUACGCAGAGCCACAGACACACUUAAGGCCUCUGAAAACAGCACAAGUCAAGGAUAACCAGACUAAUCCUGAACAUCUUUAAUUAAAAAUACAUUGAAUUUUUUUUUUUUUUUUUUCAAAGAUUGGUUUAUUUAUUUAUUGAUUGCAUUACGCUUCCUCUCUACCGAUGCUGAUCUCCACUCUGACUGAGGAGAGCCAUGACUAACACACGCCCCCUACGACACGUGUGCAGUAGCCGACUGCAUCUUUUCACCUGUAUGAGGCGGGUUUAUAUGAGGAUCAGCUUUGUGUACGGAGAGUCACACCCUGAUCAACACAUUAUUCCUUGACUUUGUGCAGGCAUCAUUAACCAGCCAGCAGAGGUCAUAAUUGCAUCAGGUAUGAGGUCCUGGCUCCGGUUCUCACCCUGUAUGAAGAACAGCCAAUCGUUGCUCGUGUAGCCGCCCAACCGUCGAGUUCAAAAUGUCAGCUCUGGUGUGCUAGUGUGUUUUAUCGCUAUGCCACAAGACAUACGUGUUUGUGCCCUGUUUCUACAUGCACAUGUGUUGAGGAGAGAAGUGUUUUGCAUUAGUGGUCAACAAACCACAGUUUCAUUUUGGCUUUCACUUUUUCCAAGUUUGUCAAGUCCACUAUAUCUGAUUUCUCUGUGUUUUUAAUGAUACUUUAGUUUGUCUGUGUGUAUGUGGUCUAUUAAUAUACUUAGUGUCCUUGUAUAUAACCAUUGUUUUAUACUGGUCAAAAGAUGAUUGUGCAUAAACUUUUUUUUCUUUUGAAAUAAGUAAAAUGUAUUGUAUUCACCGGACUCUUGUGUCAUUUUGAAAUAUAAAAUGUAAGUUUUUAUUCUGCCUGCCUGCUCAGGGAACCAGCAUAAAUGUUCUACUGGUAACAGCAAUCAGAUGCUGAUGCACGUAAUUUUAAUAAUAACACCUCUGGAGGCUCUUACAUGAUUUUAUAUUAAAAAAGCAGCAUGAAAAGUAAUUACUUGUAAAGCAAUAAACA
Messenger RNA from Trichomycterus rosablanca, 1372 nucleotides. It is a transcript of the gene mzt1, whose product is annotated as mitotic spindle organizing protein 1. The coding region runs from base 203 to 430 and encodes 75 amino acids. The record is from RefSeq and is a predicted model, not a curated record. Gene Ontology annotation, biological process: microtubule nucleation by interphase microtubule organizing center; mitotic spindle assembly; gamma-tubulin complex localization. NCBI's taxonomy places the organism in Eukaryota, Metazoa, Chordata, Actinopteri, Siluriformes, Trichomycteridae. Gene Ontology annotation, cellular component: spindle; interphase microtubule organizing center; gamma-tubulin ring complex. The transcript is spliced from 3 exons.